CGGGGAUUUGUUUCUGCAGAAAUGCUUAAGUUUAUGUUGGGUUUCAAUGAAACUGAAGUCUUCCCCUUUAGAAUAAAAAAAUGGUAACCGGUGUAUACUAGUCCGACCCUACCCCUCAAGUCCAUCAACGAAAAACUCAUACGAAGUAAUAAUAUUCCAAAAUAUAACCUCACGCUUCAUCCGAAUCAGUCGAUCUUCCUCAGUUCUCACUUCUUUAUUGACUUCUCCAUUUUCUGGCUUUAAUCCAUUCCUGGCACAAAGUCACAAACUUCUCCACGAAUUCACGCCCUUCAGGCCUUCUUCAGCCGCUAAAGUGUCUGAAUGAAUCAACCGUGUUGAAUCUCUUUCCGCCAAAUUAACGUGGUGAUAUAUAAGUUAUUUACACAAGGCGUACAAUAAAAACAGAUAGGAGGACAAAGUCAGAAAGGAAUGGCAGACAAACCUAGUAGAGGUCUAGUGCUGUAUGGUGAUGGACUGGCGCGAUCCGUAUUGCCAUCUCAUAUCCAUCUCCAUUCUCUCGCUUCUCGGGCCUGCUCUGGCUUCUUGUCUCUCCCUGACUCGCCUCCUUCAGAAAAUGAGGAUGCAAGAAUAGUCAGAGAAUUUGCAGAGCUACUUGAUUCAAGGGAAGCUUAUAAUAAAAUGAAUGAAGAAGAUGUAUCUGAAAUGAGAUCUCAGAAGACGCCUCUGACGCCGACUAUAUCUCAAAGGUUCAUGGGGAUGAAAGUGGCUAUUGUGACUGACCAUCCAAUACUGAAGGUGUUCUGCGACCGGCUUGGCAUGACCACGUUUGGGGCAGAUGGUUUACUACACUGCAAUAGCCUGGAAGUCAAACCACUUGUAUCCGCCUUGGAAUUGCUAGGGCUUCAAAAUGGGAAGGUUUCAGAGAUGAGCCGAUUUGAUUUAGUUAUUCUUCAUGUUGAAAGCGUAGAAGAUAUCAAUGGCCUGGUAGGUGAGUUGUUAACCACGAUGGCCCAACCCGGGACUGAAGUUGGGUCCCGGUUGCACCUAUCUGUUGUAUUGAGCUUUGGGGCCGUUUCAUACAAGGAAGAUUCUAAGUUUUCUUUUUGUAACAACAUUAGAAAUGAGAGUAAUUCCCAGCUUCACAUGCUUUUCCCACGCCAAAGUUAUACAAUGAAAGGUGGAAAAACGCGUGAGAAUGUUAGGCAUCAUUGUCCGAUGUUAGUUGCUCAAUGGCAAGACGGUGUAACUAGGAAGGAUGCGGUUGGAGCAUUUUCAUUUGAAGAUAUUAAAGAGGAGGGUGGAAAUCUUGUGAUUCCAGCUGACAGAUUCCUACAUGAAUUGGCAUUUAAGCUUUGGAAAGCUCCAAAAUAUGGAGCGUGAAGAUCCACAGGUUUCCUUUUCUUUGACACACAAGGCAUGAAUAUGGAACUACGUGAUCAUUUAGAAAAAGGGUACUUUGGUUUUUCAAGUACUACACCUCUGCUGUAAAAGUUGAUGAUAUAAUAAUAAUACUAUCGUAUUAAUCACCUUGUUCAAAUAAUUUAAAUAUGACAAUAUUUAAGCAAUAUUUCCUUUGAUACGGCCAAUGGGGAGUAUUCUGUAGUUAAAGA
Molecule: messenger RNA, 1571 nt
Organism: Cuscuta epithymum
Lineage: Eukaryota; Viridiplantae; Streptophyta; Magnoliopsida; Solanales; Convolvulaceae
Source: the annotation of a GenBank genome assembly